GUAGCAAGUUGCAACUGAUCGGCCUAAAUUACGGGCCGGAUAAUCCAACUCCAUAUAUUCCAAGGGAACUCUUUCUAAAGCCCCGUCCAGUCCAGUCCAGCCCAGCCGGAUACACACGAGUCGUAUACGGAAAUAUACUCGAGAAUCAAGGCGGUCAUGGAAGACACGACAUGCGAGUUGGUGCCACAUGCUCCAUACGCGCUCUUUUGAGCUCGCCUGUGCAGUUUUCUACCCAGAAAUCGGGGGUCGAGAGGCGCAGGCGUACUUGAAUGGGAAGCACAAGGUGGUCAUGGACGACACGAUACUUCGUUGCGAGACGCGAACGUUGCACGAAAGCAGCCGCUCAUACAGGCCCCGGGGCUAGGCUCUUAUCCAGGCCUAAGAGCACAAUGUGCUAAAUUUGUCUUCCAUUUGAAGGAUGCUCGUUGUCGCCACCGAAGCAAUCAAUCAGCCCAGAAUUGUACAUCAUUUGUCGGCACCUUCACCUAGCUGACAGAAAGUUCAACUCAAUUGUACACGAGUUUUAUGAUGUUCGAGAGCUAGAGAAGCAGUUCAUUUCCGUUCAUUUCGGUCUUAUCCCAACCUUAUGGUGCACUUUUGCUGGUGGGUGAUGACAAUCUACACCGAGCUGCACGACGAAAUCAGUCAGAGGACUGCCUGCAUCCGAGUCUUUGAGGAUCUGUACUUUAGGUGAAAACUAAACUGCCUUGGGUGGGGCCGGUAAUGAGAUAAGGACAACUUACCACUAGAAUUUGAAAAAACACGACAAGCUUUCGAGUACAUGGUACAGAGAAUCUACCCGAAGCAGCUACCCAGCCACCAAGCCAUGACUUCCUAGACCGGGAAAAAUAUACACCUAGGAUCAGAAGCGUGCAGAAUGCAGGGAGAGAUAGCUCGGCACGAAGUUUGCUGUUUACUGUUCUAGGUGAGCCUACGAGCAUUUAUGGUUCCAAGGGCUAUCUACGUUGGUAAGAAUGCGGCAGAUAGCUGUCAAUUGAUGGAUAUCAGUAGGCAGGGGGCAGGUCGGCAGGAAGAAAGAAGCUAGGUACCCAAGUCGGUACUUUCGUCUGAUUAAAGUGUACCUGUGUGUAUAUGCUUUGAAAGUGCGAAUGUUAUGUGAUCUUUCAUGCAAGUGCCGUGCUUGCUCCUGUCAUAGCGAGUUGUCAGACAAAUCUAUGUGUAUAUAGUGCUAGAAAGGACCGAAGGUCCAUUCGUAAUGUAUGUACCAUGUACGAGGAG
Marchantia polymorpha subsp. ruderalis is the source of this 1239-nucleotide messenger RNA. The record is from the annotation of a GenBank genome assembly. Lineage: Eukaryota; Viridiplantae; Streptophyta; Marchantiopsida; Marchantiales; Marchantiaceae.